Pieris brassicae (large cabbage white) is the source of this 2065-nucleotide messenger RNA. RefSeq lists its product as uncharacterized. The record is from RefSeq and is a predicted model, not a curated record. Gene Ontology annotation, cellular component: site of double-strand break. Gene Ontology annotation, molecular function: flap-structured DNA binding; double-strand/single-strand DNA junction binding; double-stranded DNA binding. The coding region runs from base 133 to 1524 and encodes 463 amino acids. Gene Ontology annotation, biological process: DNA double-strand break processing involved in repair via single-strand annealing; double-strand break repair via homologous recombination. The transcript has 11 exons. Lineage: Eukaryota; Metazoa; Arthropoda; Insecta; Lepidoptera; Pieridae.
CUGUUGCCAAGUUUUAACUCUGAAAAAGUUUAUAUUUUUAUUUUUAGCAGUAUUGAGAUUCAAAUUAAUUAAUAAAAAUAGUUUUGAAUAAAAUAUUGAAUAUAUUUUACGUUGGCUAAAUCUGAUCUAACUAUGAAUUCGGAAUUACUUACUUGCUUACCGAAUCCAUCCUUCCCAAAAGUUGUUGCAAUGAAAAUAACCUUACAAGACACUAUUAGAUGUUUCAGAGAUUUGGCUGAAGAAUAUGAUAAGCUAAAUAAGGAAAACAUGGAUUAUAAAUCAAAAUUUCAGUCACUUGAAGAAAAGUGUAAUUGUAGUCAAGACUCAUUAAAAAAAGAACUACAGCAGAAAAAUUAUUUAAUACAACAAGUUGCUUCAGCCCUUAAAAACCUUCUAGAAACAAAAGACCUCAAUAUAAUAGAUGCCAUUUUUAAAAUAAUAUGUAGUGAAACAAAGUUAGAUCAUAAUGACAAAACAGUAAAAGAAGAAAUACAGGAUGAAUCUUUGUCAGAGAUAGCAGGAACCCCUGGUCGCAAAAGUCCUAUUAUUCUAAUGAGCAAAAAAGUUAAGAGCAAUACUGCUUCUGGCUUAAGUCUAAAUAAGAAAAGUGAGGAAACUAGGGAAACUCCAGAAAAAUGUGUCAAGUUGAUAUUUCCAUCUCCAAGUAGAAGUAAAGGUAGUGGUCGGUUAAAGCAGUCCAGACUUAAUGUUUUCAAAGAGAAAUCUUCACUUGUGGUUGACCUUACUUGCUCACCAGAAGCUUUAAGGUCUGAUGACGAUAAGUGUAAUGUUAAAAAAGAAAUAACGGACUAUGAUGAAACAAUAUUACCUUCACCGACUAGUGGGCCAUUUCUUUUGCCUCAAAUGUUUAAAUCGAUGUCCAAAGAUAGUCCAAGUAAAUUCAAGAAGCCUCAAUCACCGCCCAAGUUAAAGCUAGAAGAGACAGAAAAUUUACACGACAGGAAUCGAACUGACUCAGUAACUUACACACAAUAUUCAAUUGAUUUGAUGAAGCAUUGCAGGCGGAACUUAAAAAUAAAUAAAUCAGAAAAUGAAGACGAAAACAUGGAGUGUGAUGCGAACGACAGUCUUUCAUUAUUGCAUAAUAAAAAAAGUCCUCAAAAGGCGCCGUUAAGUGAAAACCACAACGUUUUAAACACACAAGUCGAUAUGGAGUCGAGUCUGUCGAUAUUACAGCGAAACGCCAGAAUAUCACCCCCACAAACUACUUUGCCUAAGAGGACAAAGUUGGAACUAUUAGAGCCGGUGUAUAAAGAGCCUACACUCAGGAAAAAAAGUGACAAACGGGCCUUACCUGGAUGGAGCUGUGAUAAUUGUAUGCAGUUCUAUGGUACCUUAUACGCUGACAACCCAGAUAUGCUUGCUCAGAAGAUGGAAGAAUGCUCCAAACACCGUGGCCGGAAUAACCCGAUUCGUCCCUCCACUCCUAAUGGUUUUUGGGACAUAAGAUGGGAUGUGCCUACAGAUACUGAAGAGUUUAAUAGAAGGAAUAAUGCUGUAUAAAAAAAACGAAUAACCUAGCCCUAAUCAUCAAUUAGUUUGCCUAUCGUUUUUAACCUGUUUGCAUAUUCUGACUUAUCAUGAUCAAUUUAUUUUUUAUUUCAUAAUCAUGAUGGCAAUGCUAUCAUCUAUGGAUGAUAAUUAGUGCAACUUCUUUAUCAGUCUAUAAAAACAUUUAAAAAAAGUGUAAUUGUCUAUCUCCUGUCUUUAAACACUUGUUGAAUUAUUACUUAACUGUCUAAUAAAACUUAUCUAACACUCAUCACUCACUCACACUUACUUUAGCACUUCAAUCUAUAUUUUAUAAUUUUACCUGAAAUCUAGACUCUAUUACUUCAAUGACUGUUGUUUUAUUGUGAGAUUGUUUAUUGAUGUAAUAUAAAUUAUUAUUAUUUAAUUAGUAUUUCCUUAUUGUGGGAGUACUUGUGACUUUUUUAUGUAUAGAUUUCCUUUUCUGUUAUUAUGCUACCUCAUUAUACUAGUUAUGAGAUUGUUUUCUUAAUUUGUUCAAAUAAGUAAUAUACCUGCUGUAUAAUCCACCAAA